AUUGUCUGUAAGUCGUUUUGGCUUUUGUUCAACAGGAAAAAACAGAACAAGAAGAAAUCCUCAACAUAAUGAGUUAUUCACAGCGGGGACGAAUGGAUGAACAGCGUUGUGAAUUGGGUCCUGUUAAAAAUGGACAAAUCAAAAAUACGAGAGGUUCGGUCAGCAGAUGCAAACAUGUCACCUGUAUUGUUUGUGUCCUUUUGUGUAUUGAUUGUUUCACUCCCGCUCCCCACAGAUUCACACCAUGAGGAAUUCUCUCAUAACUUGGACAACAAAAAGGGACAACACCUUCAUGACCCACGUGUGUCACUGCCAGGGUUUAACCACCAGGAACCUGGGAGUAAUAAACAUCAUGGCUCUGCACCUCAGAUUUCCGUGACAGAGAGUAGUCCAGAUAGAAACAGAAAGGUUCUGCUGGUACCAGCCAACCAAUUACAAGUUCCCUCUCAGGGUGAAAAUUCUGUAAAGGCAGAAUUACCUGAUGAGCAACAGAGGUUCAUGAAUAUUAUCAGCCAUGGCCAGCGUGGACGCAUGGAUGACCAGCGCUGUUCCUUGGAUUUUAGCAAGAGUGCUCCCUGCACCCCCAAACACACAGAUAGAAAGUCCCCAAGUAUAGUAAACUCAGGUCCAGAUUCUGAAAUGUUCUUCAACCUCCUGGCCAACACCCAGAGCCAACGGCUUGAUGACCAGCGAGUAUCUCUUCCAUCAUUACCAGGAUUACGGAAUGAAAAUGCCACAUCUGCUUCUGCUUCUGCUUCUGCUUCUGCUUCUGCUUCUGCUUCUGGAGGAGAUUCAGGCUACUUGUGUUACAUGGUCUCUAAAGUCCAGGGUUCCAGAAUGGAUGACCAAAGGUGUUCUCUACCUCAAAUCCCAGCGAACCAGUGUUCAUCAAAACAGGAUAAGUCUGCAUCUGAUUUAGGCCCUGCACGGUCAGCCUCCUUCAGCCCCAGCUCAGACAUAGAACGACUGAAGAGUCAAGAUAAAGCAUCUCAAAAACAGGCCUUGAAUCCAGCUGAACAGGAAGAUUUUUUUAGCUUAAUGAGUCAUUCCCAGCGUGGACGAAUGGAUGAACAGCGAUGUGUCUUGAAUGUUAGUCCCCAGUCCAAAACCCAACAAAAGCCCAGUCAGAGCACAGCGCUCAAAGGUCCAGAUUCUGAAAAGUUCCUCAACCUGCUGGCCAACACUCAGGGCAAACGGCUCGAUGAUCAGCGGGUGUCUCUUCCUUCAUUGCCAGGGAUACAGAAUGGAGGUACCACAUCAACAUCUACUGCUGCAGAGAUGGAUGCAAGCUACUUGUGUUACAUGGUCUCCAAAGUCCAGGGUUCAAGGAUGGAUGAACAGAGAUGUUCUGUAACCCCAGUCUCUACCCCAUCUGCUCAGCACAAAGAUCAUCCCAUUUCAGACAGCUCUGAUAAACAUUCCCAAAUGUCUGCCUCCUUAAACCGUGCCAAAACUGACCAAAAUCAACAGGAGGCAUCUCCAGCUGAGCAGGAGCAGUUUCUUAAAAUGCUAAGUCAUGCACAAAGUGGACGUAUGGAUGAGCAACGUUGCUCUUUACAACCCAACAGAAGCACACCUGUCACGCCCACACAUAAUGGAAGUGCUUUAAAUAAUGUACCCACAGGUGCAGAUGCUGACGCAUUCUUCAAAAUAAUUUCCUCCAGUCAGGCACGACGGUUAGACGAUCAGCGUGUUGCACUUCCUACCCUGCCAGGGAUAAGUGGGAAUGCCGAAAGAAAACAGAAUGGUAGAAAUACAAAGACUGGAAUCCCCGCUUCUCCAUCACACACUGCAGUUGCUGAAAGUGCACUGGCACCAUCAAAGAAAGACUGUUCUGACUCCCCUAGAGCCAUACCCAAAUCUGCUUCAUUUACCCCUGAGACAGAAUAUCAGAAGAAGCAAAAUUCUCCAGCACAGUUGACAGUGAGGGUGUCCAUGACCUUCACACCACAGCAGGGACAGAAGGAUGUCGACCAACCAUGUACAUUCCCAGAAGUCUUCCUCACACUAGGAGCCCCUGGAGAUAACAUUGUGAUCCCUCUGAGCCCAGUGACUGACAGGCCUGUGUCUUUUAACUUAAACCUUGUCCCAAAAGAAGAUGUUAAGUCUAGACAUUGCUCUCCAAGCCAUGCAAGUCCUAGAAAAGCCCACUCAAGGCCAUCAUCUCCCAACCCAGGAGCAACCAGUGAAGCCCAUGCUGAAACGUCAUGCCCACAUGAACAGUGGAAGCUUGUGACCAGCCCUAUCAGUGCAGAUGAUGACUGCUUCUCCCUCAUUGAGAAAGUUCACACAGCUCAGCUGCAGAAGAUUCAAGGAGGACAAAAAUGGAAGGGGGAACAAGGAAGGGGAAAAGGGGGUGGAAAGAAAGACAAGAAGGAUGGUGGCAAUAAACAAUAGUCGGAUAUUCCACAUUGUAAAUGAUCUAUUUAGGAAAUGAUAGAGAUAGCAUGUGAGGUGUCCGUAACUGACUUGGAAUAUAAUUGAGUGAAUAAUACAUUUGAAAUUGUAAUUGUAGUUUACAUGUGCCCACACUAAGUAGAAGCUCUUGCUUGAGUAGAAAUUAUUCUUUUUUUUUUUUUUUUCAGAACUGGGUUGGUUACUUGAUGAAAUGUUUUCCCUUCUUUGCUAGUUAAAUGUUCCAUAUACAAUAUACAAUAUAUAUAAAUCAUACUCAAUGUAAAUGCAAUGUAUACAGUUAAGCUUACUGCUUUAGAUGCUUAUCCAAAGAGAGAAAUUUUAGGUAGGUUGGAAUUCAACACUGGCAAACUGUGUAAAAUUGGCAAAAUAUGUAAUAAACCUGCAAUUGCCAAUUCAUGUUUGCUCUUGAUUUUUGAACCAUAUAAUUGACAAAUGAGCUAACAGCCUACUUGUAAUAUUUUCUAUAAUUAUAGAGUUAUCAAUUUAAUACAACAACACUGGGCACAGCUGUU
This is a messenger RNA of Larimichthys crocea (large yellow croaker), 2930 nucleotides long. RefSeq lists its product as uncharacterized. The record is from RefSeq and is a predicted model, not a curated record. Gene Ontology annotation, molecular function: guanyl-nucleotide exchange factor activity; protein binding. The transcript is spliced from 13 exons. Bases 97 to 2397 code for a protein of 766 amino acids. Lineage: Eukaryota; Metazoa; Chordata; Actinopteri; Sciaenidae.